AUGUGCGGAAAAGGGAUCGUUAAUUAUCAACGUAAGAAGUCGGAAUGGUAUCAACACACGUUAUAUGAACUGUGCCAUCCAGAAGAUUCGGAAAAGAUUUGCGAACAAUUAACUGGAAUGACCAUGCCAAUGCAAGGUGCAUCCAUAAUGGGUUUGACUGAACGUCCUUCCAACAACACUGGGCCGACUAAUCCUUCUACGGCUGCCAGUAAUACCGCCACAUCCGAUGUAAACGUCGUUGCCCCACAGAAUUCGAUUUCUCCCUCCACUCCAGGAGACUAUUGCUCUGCUCGCUUGAACAAUGCGCAACAUCCUUCUCCCACCAAUGGUCCGGGAGCUGCAUCGCCCUCAGUCUGUCCAACUCGAAUUCUUGAUCUUAAAACGGGAACAGUUAAAAAGGAGGGUCAUCAGUCUCACAUGCGUGCUGGAAUGGGUGCCCGUCGUGGCUUCAUCUGUCGAAUGCGCAUGGGUUCAGCUAUGCUUCCGAACACCAAUCAUGUCGAACUGGGCGGUUUGGGAUCCUCUCCUCUUGGCACGAGGGCUCGAAUUCGUCAUCGUCAAGCAUUUGGACCACCAUGUUCAUCUAAUUCACAACCGUCUUAUGCCUUGAUCCAUGUAACGGGCUUUGUAAAACCCAUCACCUCCAUGCACAAUUCGAAGCCUGAUAUUCAAUUGGUGAAUGGUCAGAGCGCAACUACGCAGCCUUACUCUUUGUUUGAUGGUCUCGUUCCAGAGGAUGGAGAGUUCGGUGCGGUCGGUCAUGAUACUGGUGGUUCUGUUGGACUUUCCGACUCCGAUAAGUCUGUCGAUCCUCAGGUUCCACAUUGUCUGGUCGCACUUGGCAGACUUCAGAUCACCAGUCGCCCUGACGCCUCCGACCUGUCUCCGCUCCGAUCCCAAGAGUUCGUCACACGACAUAGUCUAGACGGACGAGUGACUUUUUGUGAUCAACGUGUACAAAACGUUUUGGGGAUCAGCACCGAAGAACUUUUGGGCCAAGCAUUUAUAGAUCGCAUCCCUUCUGCGAAAGACAAAACUGCCUUUCAAGAGGUAUUCGACCGAGCCUGGAAGUUCAAAGGGGAACUUUUCACCUUGGUAGUGAAAAUGGAAAGUCAGGCCUCCAUGGAGCCGGUAGCUGUCCGUUGCAAUUUAUUCUCGUUUGCAAAUCCGUUCAAUGAUGAAGUGGAAUACGUAGUGUGCACCUCGACUUCAAUGAAAUCUAUCCAAGCCGCUGCCUCUGUUGCUGCCGCCAACAUGCCUAACAGUGCACAUAAAAACGUAAAUUCAUUGGGUGAUUUGGUCCAGAGCUCAGUUUGUUCACAACCUUUGGAAUUCGAAUCUAAUCCGGGCGGUAAUCAAUCACGAGUUGGACUCCCUUUUCGUGGUUCAACCACUGUUCAUUCUCCAACAUCGUUUGGAGGUGCUAUUCGUUCUGCAGCCGAUCCCCAAUGUUCAAGUUACUGGCGAACCGCGUUGGAUGGUCCUGAUCAGUUCAAUACCUCGUUCAGUCCACAAAUCCAGCCCAGCUUCCGCAGUCUUCCGAAUCAAGCCCAGCUACUCUCCGGGUUUCGGAUACAUCAAUCUACCCCAAGCGAACUUACACACGUUCCCACCGAGAACGAUCCUAUCCGUGUGAAACUCGACCACGAGGAUCGGUCCUUGAUAGCUGCGCAGCUGAAUACACAUGAAACGGGUUGCGCUCAGUUUCCAACAGGAAAGGCAAGCACUUUUUGUUCCUCUACUCACGGUGGUAACAGCGAGUACCAGAGCAACUCAACCCCCUAUAUGUCUACGUCCAAUAGCUCUGGACCUGGCCCGAGUUUUGGUGAGUUGAAUAUCAUUUAG
Molecule: messenger RNA, 1845 nt
Organism: Echinostoma caproni
Lineage: Eukaryota; Metazoa; Platyhelminthes; Trematoda; Plagiorchiida; Echinostomatidae
Source: the annotation of a GenBank genome assembly